GUUGUAUUAUACAGACAACAGUACACAGAUGCUUGAAGCAUUUUCAAUAUAUGUAUAAAUUUUCACAUUUCACACUCACAUUUAUACAUUUUCAUACAGUUUUCCGUAAAUUACAACCAAAAUGACUUCGAUUGUGGGUCACACCCUGCAUCUUGAGAAAGAUGCGCCGUUGCCUUACUGGGCCAAAGUGGACUGGAGCCCAGAGAUUGAGCAUGAUAUUUAUAGAGAUUGGGGUACUUACUAUUUUAAUCGUCGUAGAGAGAACUUUGCUAUGCACUACUAUACUAAGGCAUUGGAAAUGGAUGACGGGGAUUUUAUGACACUCUAUCGUCGCAGUCAGACUCAAAGAAAGGCAGCUCGAAUUGAAGGAGCAUUGAAUGAUGCCACAAAAGCUUCAGUAAUGGCCCUAAAGAAACGUGGGGCCAGUUGUCCAAUCAAUCUGCAAAUAUGUGAUGCACUCUUUGAGCUGAAUCAGUUCGAGAACUGCAACAAAGAAUUGCAUGACAAUAUGAGAGUUUUCAUUGGCGUCAAAGCCAAAACUUUCGAGAAGCGUCUCGUUGUGGUUGACGAUGUCAUCAAGGAUGUCACUGGCAAGGCCAUGUCCUUAUUUUUCUUGAGAAACCAAAAGUUGAUUCGACACGUUAGCGAACUCACCAAAGCAAAGGCUAUUGUUGAUAAGCGUAUUCUUUGGAAGAAAUUGAGGGAUCAGAAGAAGUGUGAUGUAGUAAGCAUCUUAGAAACGGAAGAAGAAAUAUUACCUCCCAUAGAAAUAGCACGCAGAAAGCGCGCUUUUAACGUAGUGCACCAAACGUACAUGAAUGAUUCUUGGUAUGAUAUUCUUUUCAUGAAGAACUUGAGAAAGAAUCCCAGUUUGUUGCUGCCGCAAUGUAAGCGUUCGAACAGCUUUGUGGAAAGCCUCGUUAAUAAGCAAUACGAUAUUGUUCGACAAUUUAUGAAAAUGUUACAAUGCCGUAAUCCCCUUUAUUACGUCAGUUUUCUUAAGUAUCCCAACAAAAAGAUGCUGGAGAAAAACAAAGAAGCGAAUCUAUUUCGUGUGCAGUAUCAAACAUUCAGGAAUAUGAUUGCUGAUCUUAAACAUAUACGCUUGCUUCGUAAGGAAAAGAGAAUUACAACGCUUUGCGAUUAUGUUGAAAAAGUCAUGGGUGAUUAUUAUGUGACAAAAAGAAACCGCGUCAUGUGCUGGAAAUUUGAAUUCAUAAAUGAGGUAUACAACACUCUCGCUCUUGCUCUCUGUGAUCAGUUUGUCGUACCCAAGCAUUUUAGAAAUGCCACAAAUGCAAUGACACGAUUGUUGCACCUUUCGAAAGACAGUUUUAAGGACAUUGUGCCAUUUGUUUUCGGAGAUCGUUCCACCUAUCAGCAGGGUGAUGACCAAGACCUCGAAGGCAAAAGAGCGAGGAGACUUCUCGUCCGCAUGGAUAGACGUAUUCGGUUUGCCAAAUAUUCUAUCGAGAAGUGUUAUUUGUAUCACAAGAUGGCAAUGAUUCAAUUGAGUCAACUCCACUAUGACGAAUGCUGUUUUAAUGCUCGUCGAGCUAUCAAAGAAAGUCAAAAUUGCAAUAGCUUGAUUUGGCGAUUCUUAAGUAUCAUGCAGAUAACCAAAGCGAAUGUGGCGCAGCAUAAAUUGGAGCGCACUAGAGAAUCUUUAGAAGAAGCUGUUCCUGUUGCAACACUGCUGCGAUCACAAAAGCUAAUCAAGUUUAUAGAGGUGUGCACAUCUGUCAAUGAUGAUGAGUACCAUCGAAAACAAAACUCAAUAGCUAGUCAAAGGUCCAGCAAGGCAUCAGUAUUAACUGAGAUGUCACGUAGCCGCUCGGAUGCUGACUUGGACGUGAACGAUCCAGAAGUAACAUAUAAAAUUGUCUAAAUGAAUGUGAUGUACCUCUCUAAUGUAAUGCGUAGUAAUAACAAAAUAUGCAUUUGUCUGUCGAUGCAUAGAAAAAAAAACUGAAA
Messenger RNA from Drosophila albomicans, 1974 nucleotides. RefSeq lists its product as uncharacterized. The record is from RefSeq and is a predicted model, not a curated record. Lineage: Eukaryota; Metazoa; Arthropoda; Insecta; Diptera; Drosophilidae. Gene Ontology annotation, molecular function: protein binding. The transcript has 6 exons. The coding region runs from base 122 to 1888 and encodes 588 amino acids.